AUGAGUUCCACAGAAGACCUUGACUAUCCUCAAAUCAUCUUGCAAUACAACAGUGGAUUUUUAGUCUCAAAGGUUAUGUUCACUGCCUGUGAGUUGGGGGUGUUUGAUCUGCUGGAGUCAGGAGAGCCUCUGUCUUCAGAUGCCAUUGCGGCACACUUGGGUACUAGCACCACGGGGAUGGAAAGACUGCUGGAUGCCUGUGUGGGACUGAAGCUCUUGGCGGUAGAGCUAACACAAGAAGGAGCCCUCUACAGAAACACAGAGAUUUCCAACAUAUACCUUACAAAAUCAAGUCCCAAGUCUCAGUAUCAUAUUAUGAUGUAUUACUCCAACACAGUCUACUUGUGCUGGCACUACCUGGCCGAUGCUGUGAGAGAAGGAAGAAACCAAUAUGAAAGAGCUUUUGGCAUUUCAUCUAAAGACCCUUUUGGAGCAAUGUACAGAUCAGAAGAAGAAAUGCUGAAAUUCAUGGCUGGCCAGAACUCAAUAUGGGGCAUAUGUGGCAGACAUGUUCUUGCUGCAUUUGACCUUUCCCCUUUCAGGCAGAUCUGUGACCUGGGAGGAGGUGGAGGAGCUUUGGCCCGGGAGUGUGUUUCUUUGUACCCAAAUUCCACGGUCACAAUUUAUGACCUGCCAAAAGUUGUGCAAGUGGCCAAAGAGCAAUUUAUUCCCCCUGAGGAGCAUCAGAUCACUUUCCAUGAAGGAGACUUCUUUAGUGAUUCAAUUCCCGAAGCUGAACUGUAUAUUUUAUCCAAGAUACUGCAUGAUUGGGAUGAUGACAAAUGCAGGCAGCUGCUGGCAAAAGUCCACAAGGCUUGCAAACCUGGCGGUGGAGUGCUGCUGGUUGAAUCGCUUCUGAAUGAAGAUAGAAGUGGGCCUCUAGAAACCCAACUGUAUUCAAUGAAUAUGUUGGUGCAGACAGAAGGAAAAGAGCGAACAGCAGCAGCGUACAGCAAGCUCCUUGAGGCAGCUGGCUUUGGAGAGGUUCAAGUCAAGAGGACUGGAAAACUCUAUGAUGCUGUUUUAGGAAGGAAAUAA
This is a messenger RNA of Pelecanus crispus (Dalmatian pelican), 1038 nucleotides long. RefSeq names its product acetylserotonin O-methyltransferase (gene ASMT). Lineage: Eukaryota; Metazoa; Chordata; Aves; Pelecaniformes; Pelecanidae. Gene Ontology annotation, molecular function: O-methyltransferase activity; protein dimerization activity. The record is from RefSeq and is a predicted model, not a curated record.